Molecule: messenger RNA, 3699 nt
Organism: Hibiscus syriacus
Lineage: Eukaryota; Viridiplantae; Streptophyta; Magnoliopsida; Malvales; Malvaceae
Exons: 6
Coding region: 242-3520 (1092 amino acids)
Source: RefSeq, a predicted model, not a curated record
UGAAAAUUAAAGUGAAAUUGAAGGAUAAGAGUCCAUAGUCCAAAACAGGAGAGAUCCAGCUCCUGCAGCACCUAACUCUCAGCUCUCCAAACACAAAGUGACGGUGAUGGGGGUUGAUGAUGGUGAUCCCUGAUGCCCCUUGAUUAUCUCUUCUAAAAAGUUUGGGUUUUUACAUCUCCUUCGCCAUUCGUCUCCGUCGAAGUUGACCGUUUCUUUUGGGUCUAAGUUUUGAGGAAAAACGAUGAUGGGAUUUGGGCCUUAUGGUGGGAACGCGCAUGGAAGUGGGGGAUCUUCAAAUUUAUCAGCUUUAGCUCCGCCUUUCACCGUCGACCGAUCUAUCAUUAAGCCUAUGGUGACUCCACUUGUUGAUUUGGCUGAACCCUUGAAUUGGCUUGACAGUAAUCCUUUCAGUCUUAAUUCACCCCAACCUAGUCAACUGCCUCAGAUGGAUUUGGAGCCGAUUCCCACGCCUUCCUAUAACCAAAAUUCGGAUCUUUUUGAACCAAAAAACUAUUAUUCUUCCUAUGUCUCACAAACCCUUCAUCCGCCCACUUUCAAUGAACACAACUUGUCUGGCCGGGACCAUACGGGUCAAUGGGGUGGUGGGUUGUGGGAUUGGGAAAAAAGGAAUCCGGCUCAGCUGGGUGGUAGUUUUUAUCCAAAGGAGGCUAAUAAUGUAGCCCCUCCCACUAUUUACACGGAUCAUAUCAGCCUUGGACCUCAUCCUUACAGUAGCCUAAACACAUGUGAAGUAACUACACAUAAUAACUAUUCUCUAGGUAGGGAAAACAAAGCUGGACUUCCUGAUAUAGAAACACUAGACUAUAAUCCUGUUCUGGGGCAAAAUUUCUCGUACAUGCCUGCGGAUUACUUGAAGCAAUCGGUUAUUGGGCCCAAUUCUGUACCUUCUGAAUCCAAUUUGCAGGUACCUCCCUUGAAUCUUGUAAAUGGAAAGAACAUUCAAGUGCCUUUAAGCAGUCCCUAUGAGAAACCAGUGAGACAGCUCAGUAAUGCUCCUAGUGAUGUACCUGUCCUGAAAUCUUCUACUGGGAUCGUUAUCAGACCAGCAGCUGCUGAUGCCUGCCCUUCAGUGUCCCAUACUGUUCCAUUCAAAAAUUUUGACACUGGCAUCAAUAGAAAUGAUACAAUUUUGACUGGACACAAUCUCCCCUGUGUGAAUGAAUAUCAUUAUUUGUUAAACUUUGGAAGCAAAAAUGACUCUGACCCCAGUCAACCCAGCUCUCACCUUGAUGAAAAUAGUUAUUUGUCUGGGGAGUUAUCAGCAUCAAGGUCUGAAAAGCUUUCAACCUCAAAUAUGGCCUCUAAGGAUGCUUCUGAUCUUUUGUUCAGAGCAAAACCUAGAGAUGCUUCUCAUGUUACUCCAAACAAUUUCAGUUUGGCACUUGAUGAUACUGAACCACUCACUGCUGUGGAGAAUUCUUUAGAAAGUUCAGAUCAUUUCAACCCUCAUGUUGACUCACCUUGUUGGAAAGGAGCUCCUUAUUCUCAUAUUUCCCCGUUUGGAUCUUCUGAGCCUGUUUCUGUGCAGCCUGUAAAUAAGCUUGAAGCAUGGGAUGAUUCAACUGGUCAAGCACUUAAUUUUAUCCCUACGAAUGCUGCUAACACGGUUGAACUUCCUUCUGGGAAACAAAAUAAAAUUGCAACGACUGUUGAACACAGGAAUAUGGAACAUGAUUCAGUCUCUUCUUUGACAUUUCCCCCUGUCUCUAUAACGUUGUUUAGAGAACAUUCUGAUGAUGUGGGGAAAACAGGAUCCUAUCAGAAAAAAAAAGGUUCUGCAUGUGGGACCAAAUUCUCGGAAGAUGCAAGUGAACAGAAGAAAGAUUUUGUGUUAUUCAACAUGUCAGUGGAUAUGAUUGAGAGAGCAUCUUGCAACAUUCAACAAAGUCUUGCAGAAGGUAGAUUGGCUUCUAAAAAUGUUCCCACAUCUGAGACUGGUGUUGCUUAUCAUGAGAGGACAAAUGAUGUCUCUGGCUGUGGUUCAUCUCAUAUGUCUUCCCAUGCUGUGAAAGAUCUCUCGUGUUUCCCAUCUUAUGUAGAAGAUAUUUCUACCAAACAUUCUAAAUGCUUGGGCCAAGAACUGGUUUCAAAUAGCAGCAUCAGUGUUCUAUUAUCUACAAUGCAAAACCUGUCAGAACUGCUUCUUUAUCAAUGCUCAAACGAGACAUGCGAAUUACAGGAAAAAGAUCUCAGGUCCCUUGAAAAAAUAGUCAACAAUCUUGAUACAUGCGUGCCAAAAAAUACUGGAGAAAAGUCAUUUUUUAGUGACCUUGAUGAGGGCACAAGUAAGGGAUGGCCCCAGAUGGCAGCUAUUGAUGUUCCGAGUCAUCAUGUACAAGAGAAAGGGAAGCAUUCUGGUAAUGGAGAUGUGAAAUGUCCUGAAUUUAUUUCUGCUGAGAGUGGCACAGACGAAAAAGUAAAAAAUGAUAAGAUGACCCAGGCUAUAAAGAAGAUUCUUAUAGACAAUUUUCAUGAAAAUGAAGAGGCAAAUCCACAAGUUCACUUGUAUAAGAAUCUUUGGCUAGAGGCAGAAGCUUCUUUGUGUUCCGUCAAUUACAUGGCUCGUUUUUAUAACAUGAAGGUUGAAUUAGGAAAAUGCAAACUGGAUCCCGGAGAAGAUAUGUCAAAAAAGUCGGCAGAUGAUGACAAAAUAUCAGGAUCUAAAGUUCCAGUUGACGGAAACACAAAUAAAUUAGCUGCAGUAGCUGAGAGUGGAUCAAUCCCUGCUGUUUCUAAUCAAAAUUCUCCCAUCAAAAACUCAAGCAACCAUGCUGAUGUUGUAACUGCCAAAUUUUCUGAUGAAGUGAAUGCCAAUGCGAAAUUAACAUCAGUAACUGAGAGUGGACCGAUACUUGCAAUUUCUAAUCAAAAUUCUCAUAUCAAAAACUCCAGCAAUGGAAACAGCGCUGAUGAUGUAGCAGCCAGAUUUCAAGUACUAAGGCAGCGGCUUAACAAUUCAAAUUCUGUUCAUACCAGAGAUGUAGAUGAACUCACUAGCUCCAAGCUUUCUUUGGAUUUGGACAAGGUUGAUGAAUUUGCACCUGAAGUAAAGGAUAGCUCAACCUCAGGCAUACAAUCUCCGGACUCCCUUGUAACGGGAAAGGCCUGCCACACAAAUGAUAUUGAAGCCUCUGUCAUGGCUAGGUUUCAGAUUCUGAAAAGUCGAGACAUUGAUGACUCGGAUUCUAAUGAGAUGAAAAGGAAACUUCUGCCGAAGGUUGUCGAUCUUGGAUUUGCAGGUAAGAGAAGGCAAAUAUCAAUUGAUGAAGACACAGUGGUGGAUGGAAUUUCAGGUGUAAAUCCGAAACCAGUUUUUCCAAACCAAGGAGCCAACCAUGACGGUGAACAGGUAGUCACGAAGUAUUUUCAUCCAUCCAUCCAGCAUGAUUCCGCGGUACAAUCUCCUGGGAGCACCAGGCUUGGAACUCAAGUCUCUGACAACAGUUCUUCGGACUGGGAACAUGUAUUGAAGGAGGAACUUUCAGGACAGAAUAAUUGAAUUAUAUUUGGUCCAGGUUUGUUAUUUUAUGGUGAAUUUUAUCUUAGUUUACCCUUAAAACAUUUAUAUAGUGUGUGGAAGACCAACUGUGAGUUGCUCAGACAUGACUGCUCUAAACCAUUUAGAAAGCUGUUAAAAACUUAUUUUGAAUAAACCGCUUGUCUCUCUCUUGUUUGAUA